GCGGGGCGGCCUCUGCCGCUCCCCCGCCUCGUCUCACAGCCGCCGGCCAAGGCGUCCGCCGGGCUUAAGCCGCCGCUCCCCCGGAAGAGGACCGGCCGCCCAGAUCGCCGGUCUCGGGGCUCCCUGGGCCGGGCUGAUCCCGGGGAGCCCCCUGACUGCCCCCCCCAGAACAGAGUGGGGAAGGGGAAUCUUAGCCUGCCGCCGCCUCCGAGCAGGCCGCCAGGACGCCGGCUGCCGGAGAUGGGCGCCCGGCCCUCGCGGCGGCGGCGGCUGCCCGAGGACCCGCCCUUGGCCGUGGAUGCGCUGCCCCCUGAGCUGCUCGUGCAGGUGCUGAGCCACGUGCCGCCUCGCGCGUUAGUGAUGCGCUGCCGCCCAGUGUGCCGCGCCUGGCGCGACGUGGUGGAUGGGCCCACCGUGUGGCUGCUGCAACUGGCCCGCGACCGCAGCGCCGAGGGCCGCGCACUGUACGCCGUGGCCCAGCGCUGCCUGCCCAACGGCGAGGACGAGGAGGAGUUCCCGCUCUGCGCCCUGGCGCGCUACUGCCUGCGCGCGCCCUUCGGCCGCAACCUCAUCUUCAACUCCUGCGGAGAGCAGGGCUUCAGAGGCUGGGAGGUGGAGCACGGCGGGAAUGGUUGGGCCGUGGAAAAGAACCUAACGCUGGUGCCAGGGGCUCCUUCCCAGACCUGCUUUAUAACUUCUUUCGAAUGGUGCUUCAAGAGGCAGCUUGUGGACCUGGUGAUGGAGGGAGUAUGGCAGGAGCUGCUCGACAGUGCCCAGAUUGAGAUCUGUGUGACCGACUGGUGGGGCGCGCGAGAGAACUGCGGCUGUGUCUACCGGCUCCGGGUCCGCCUACUGGACGUGUACGAAAACGAAGUGGUCAAGUUCUCGGCCUCACCCAACCCGGUCCUUCAGUGGACUGAGAGGGGCUGCCGACAGGUCUCUCAUGUCUUCACCAACUUUGGCAAGGGCAUCCGCUACGUGUCCUUUGAGCAGUAUGGGAGAGACACACGUUCCUGGGUGGGGCACUACGGUGCUCUUGUGACCCACUCCAGUGUGAGGGUCAGGAUCCGUCUGUCCUAGCAGCCAGCCUGAUCUGGCUUUCCAGGAUGCAUGUCAUCUGCCAGUCACCGCCAAUCAAGGGACGCUUUGCAGCCAGGGGACAGAGGGGUCCCAUGUGGCCUGUUACCAGCAUACUUCCCAUGAACCCCACUUGCUGCUGCCCCAGGAUGGUGGCCCUCGUGCUGUGACAAGCCAGGGAUCCAAUCAGGCUAUCCACAGCUUCCUUGGCUCCCCGUGUGGUGAGUGUCAAAAAAUAACUCAGAGACAUUUAGCUAGUUCAUUUGCCUGAACAUUUUCUCAUAUGUGGACAUUAGUUGGUAGAUGAGUCGAGAAACAAAGGCCAAACUGGGAUUUAUAACAGCAAGGGAAAGCUACCAACAGGGGGAACAGUGACUCAUGUUGACAUGUUUCUGGGAUAAGCUGAUUGCUGGCAGGGAACAGAAGUCAGUCUGGGCAGUCUGUCCCUGAGACCUACAGGGGCACUGAGGGAAAUCUUUCUGUUUUUGGGAGUGUCUGGGAUUUGGCUGUGGGGCCAUGUAACCAGCCCUCUCUGUGUAACAUGUGCCUGCACUGCCCAUCAGCACCUCCUCUUUGGGCCAGGCUGACACUGCUUCUCUCCCCAGAAUUCCCCCACCCCCACCUCCUGCCCCUGCUUCAGGGGCAGCUUACCUCCUGCCAGGAAACACCUUCUUUUCUGCACUUGAGCGCUCUUGUAUACAGACCCCUGGAGCAAGGCGUGCCAUGAGGGAAAGCUCUCCUGUCCCCUCCUCGCCAUUGCUCCCACUAUUUCCCCAGCUAGGAAUGGCCAACAAACUAGCUCAAUAAACUUGGUGCUAAAUAUGAG
Messenger RNA from Cynocephalus volans (Philippine flying lemur), 1903 nucleotides. RefSeq names its product F-box protein 17 (gene FBXO17). Gene Ontology annotation, biological process: glycoprotein catabolic process; SCF-dependent proteasomal ubiquitin-dependent protein catabolic process. The transcript has 6 exons. Gene Ontology annotation, cellular component: SCF ubiquitin ligase complex; cytoplasm. Lineage: Eukaryota; Metazoa; Chordata; Mammalia; Dermoptera; Cynocephalidae. The record is from RefSeq and is a predicted model, not a curated record. Bases 241 to 1080 code for a protein of 279 amino acids. Gene Ontology annotation, molecular function: ubiquitin protein ligase activity; protein binding.